Messenger RNA from Paramuricea clavata, 264 nucleotides. NCBI's taxonomy places the organism in Eukaryota, Metazoa, Cnidaria, Anthozoa, Malacalcyonacea, Plexauridae. The record is from the annotation of a GenBank genome assembly.
AUGAAGAGACCAACAGUUAACCCGACGUCCUUCAAGCAAAAAUUCAAGGACAACAAUUAUAACAAUAACGAGGAGGCAAUAUACGACUACGAGGACGGAUUGAGUAUCGCUAUGAUUAAAGAAUUUGAAAAAUCCUCCUUUUUUCCAAGUAAGUCCGAUCUGGCUUCUUGUCUUCUUAAAACUGGUAACCGCAAUAACGUUUUAUUGUCAAAGUUUAAAGAGUGGCAGGAAAGCUCAAAAGGAGACGCGAUAUUUAACUACCAA